AUGUCGACUCGCUACUGUUACCUCUGUCUGAUGGACGUCUUGUUUACUCCGUGGCUCGAUGACCCUGAUGUGGCACCAACAAAGGCACUUGCAAAAGAUUGUCGUUGUGAUUGGGAGCAUUCGAUUCAUGUCCUGCUCUCUCCCCCAAGCAACCCAUCCUUGCCCAAGGCGAACCGUCGCAAAAAAAAGCUUGAGAAAAAGGAGAAGAGCUCAGACAAGCAGCCCGGUUUUGGCGUGCAGCCAGUUCCUGACGACCAGGCUGGCCCCAGGCCGGGUUUGCCUCUGCGCCGUAGAAGCAAAGGCGCUUUGCUACGAUUGCUCGGAACGAAGCAAAACUGUCAGACCUUGCGAUCCGCAGCAUUCCGAAAGCAAGCUGCCCACGCCAAUAGCACUGGCCGAAAUCGCACCAAAGAUUUUGUUAUACCAGAUUCUUCAAGUGCAAAAAGGCAGGCCCCAAGAGGAAAAGGCAAGUGGAAGCAAUGGACCCCAGAUGCGGUUCUCAGAGCGGCUUUUGCCAAAGAGAAUAUGGUGAUACGACAUGUCGCCGAACAAGUGGAUGGAGGCAGCGCCAGUCAUGCCGCCGAUUGCAAGUUUUUUGCCUCUGAAUUGAUCAUGCGGGGACAAAGGGAUGGCUUGUCCAAAUUCCUCGAGGAGGCGCUGAAAGAUGUUGGGAUGUUUGAUUUUGCGCUGACCAACAUGAUCUUUGAUGAGACGGAGCUGGAAAUAAAUCUGAAGUCCUUUGGACUCGGGUCCUGGUCGAUCCUUGCUUCUCAUGCUCAGAUGACUUUCUGUGUCAAUGACCAGACGCAUGAUUUCGAUUUUAUCCGCGCACCUGCGGCCCUUCCCAACAAACAGGCAACCACUAUGUGGCCCGCACUCUGCGCAGGCGAGGGGGGCCUCUGGCCGGGUUUGUCCGCAGUGGCAGCCAGGGUCAGGGCGGUGCUGGUUACCUGCGACGCGGCUCCAGCGAACAUCAAGCUCCUCUCGCACCUGCAGAGUGUCCUGGACCAAAGGACGUUGCUUCUCCCGCUCUUGUGUCUCCAACAUAGAACGGGGAAUGUCAUCGAGCGAGUCACUAAGCUGUUGGGCGUGUUGACCGGAAGUUUUUCUGUGGCCAAGACAUUACGUUCCGGCAGCGUUGUGAAAAGGCUAGCUGGUCACGUUCGAGACGUGCUGGCAGAGAAUCUUCAGGUCUUUGACCGGGUUCCUCCAGGCGUUGUUGAAGAGUGGGCCGCUGGGCAAGCGUGUGCCAAAGCUAUCUUUAAGCUUGUGCUGCAAGGGCGCGACGACGACAAAGCCAGCGGCGCCUGCCAAAGAUUUUUGGAUUUCUUCGCAAGCCCUUGGACAGGUGACUUGCGAUGUCAGACUGCGGCUGGCCUCUGGCCGAGUUCUGAUCUCCGCGAGAACCCUUUGAGCCUGACUACCGCCUUGAACAAGUCCAAGGGCAUCCUCGUGGCUGACACCUAUGGUGGCGUUGAAGCCUAUCGAUGGGCACGAGAUGCCUACAAUGCCAGGCACCCGAUGCAUGUGAUGGUCGAUAUGUCGGCCUCCGUGCCUGGUUGCAAUGGCAGGCUUUGGCUUGGAGGUGAGCAGGCCAGCACAGACGUAGGUCUGCUCGAGAGAAACGGCAUUUCUGUCGUGUUGCCAGCUUCGCGCACUCCUAUCCCGGCUGAGAGCCUCAACCACGUGGUCCUUGACUACAUUGACGGGACGGCCUUAGCGAAUGAGGACUACGACUUGUCCAAGUUCCUUAAGGUCGCUGACCAGGUUGUGGACUUGCUGAAGAAAGGCCACGGGGUCUUAAGUUCAUGCAGAAACGGAGCUCAUCGCAGCGCGACAGAGACGUGCGUUCUGAUCAUGCGACUCACUGGGUGGCCGUAUGAGCAAGCAGAAAAUUACAUCUGCACUCUUCGAAACUGCGUGGAUCUAAAUUCUGUAGCGCCUCCGUCUGCUCACAGGAGGCAUCCGGUUCGUCCGUCCGAGUUCCUCAAGAAGCACCAGGAGACGAUCCUGGAUGGACACUACGGCCUUGCAGUGAAUGACAUUGUCACGCCUGUGGCAUACCGCAAGAAAAUGCUGGACCUGGGUUUCGAAUCCAUUUCGACCAGGCCUAAGGCCAAGCCUGCCAAGGCUAUCAGACGAGAUUCUGGUUACUCGUCUUUUGAGCUUCUGACGGAUCCGGCCAGUGCCAGUGGCCAGGAAACAGCCAAGGAGGUUGAGUUGGUUGCAGAGGAUGUCCUAGGUGGAACCACCUUGAGUUCAGAAGGUGGGUCUUUGACCUCGUCUUCUGUGGCCUCUGGCCAGGUCCCUGAGCCAAAGGAUCCACCCGCGCAGUCCCAUUCACCUGGCAAAAGAAAGGAGUCUGAGGCAGAGGACGACUUUGCCGAGUUUGAAGUGGUUGAUGAUGAUUUGGAUACGAAAGAGAAGCGAGCGGCAAAGUUGACUUCAUUGUGUGACGACCUGCAGACCCUCAAUGCCUCGAUGCUGAAGCUCCUGCACCCCAAAGAGACCUCCAGGCCACAGCAAAAGGCUAUGCCAAAGCCGCCUUCGGAAGCGAAGAAGGAUGAGGUGAAAGCCGAGAACAAGAUGGACAAGAUGGAUGUCGACGAGGGUGCGGCUUCCCCGGCCAAGGUUGUGGCUGCAUCCAGCACUGAGGAGCCCUUUGAGCCAGAUUACGACCCAGACGACCCCGAGCCAGAAGAACCAGCCCCCUCACCUCUGAAACCGGAUGAAAGUGAGCAAUCCGAAGAAGUGAUGAAGCGGGUCUUGCGCUUGCUCGAAGAACAGCGCUUGCAUAGCCACGCCUUUUUGGCGAAGUCCUCGAGGCAGGAUUCAUUCAGCGAGAAUCAGGAAAGGAUCUUUGCGGCGCUCAUGGGUCCUACGCCUCUGGCGGUGUUGCCAAUGCUUGAUGAUAUGGCUGCCAGCCAGGCCCUGCUGCUCAGGGACAAGAAUGGCAUGAGCCUCUUGCACUUCUCUGCGCGCCUUGGCUGCUGGGAGGUCAUGGACCGCAUGUUGCAGAUUAAUCCUCAGCUCUGUGACCAGAUGACGUCGCCAGUUGGUCGUCCUGCACACUGGUCUCCCCUGAUGAUCUUGAUCGAUGCGGGGCACGCGCGGGAUCCACAGACCUUCAGGUACAUGCUGGCGCGUUUGCUACAGGAGACCAGUUUGACGACCAUCGAGGCCAGGGGUGCCAAUGGGACUUCUGCCUUGCACAUGGCGACGAGCAAAGGCAUGUUCAACGCCACCAAGCAGAUCCUGUACGCUGUGUACAACAAAAACAGGGCAGACUUGGCGGCCUUCGGCCUGGUUACUUCCAUGCUGAACACGCCAAAUGGUCGCGGUGCUGGCUGCGUUGAUCUGGCACCGCGGUGCAACGUGGAUUUGGCCAUGUACCUGCAGAACCAGUGGAACGCACGUCCUCUUCUCCCGCCACGUGCCUCUGGCCAGGCUGGAUAUGCGGGGAACGGUCUCACAGCUUUCUCAGACCAUAGACGCCUUUGCCCCGUAGGACCGCCUUGCCACAUCUGCUCCGGGUGCUGCGCUAGCAGACUGGAGUCCGUGGAUCGAGCGGCGGCCCUUUUUCAAGAAGUUUUUCUACAUGCGCUGACAAUCCCGGCGUUGAAUAAGUGGACGACUGUAGCGCCGUCUAUGACCUUGGUCGCAGCGAUGCAGCAGUGCUACGACGUCGUCCCGCAGGCCUUUGGUCGGUGUUUUGCACGCGGCCAAGCAGAAGAGUCCAGCGACGACUCUGGGGGUGAAGACGCUGCAUUGGGGGUUCCCAGAGACCAGACAAAACAAUGGAGGAAGCUAGCUAGAAAGAGGCAACAGAAGGCCGCCUUCUUUUUGCAGGAUCAAGAGUCCCGUUUCUUGACAAUGCUCUGGGGCAUUGUGACGUUCUGCGUCAUGACCGUUCACUACUCCUUGUUCAAGCGGGGAACUUGGCUCACAGAGCGCGUUGAAGAUGAGACAGACGCAAACCUUUCAUUUUUUUUUAGCAACCCAGCAGCCAGUCCAGCUGCCCGAGCCAGUUCUGAGAUCGCUUCGCUGUUGGACUCUGUCCAGGUUUACGCCUGGAUUCCUUUGGUUGGUUUGUAUGGGCCUCUGCUCUCGUGGCCGCAGAGGAGGUUGCGAAGCACCAGGCGCUGCUUGCUUACGGAGGUUGGCCAGCUGUACAGGAAGUUGCUUGAACCAUGGAAACGUUACCCCUGGAAGCUCGUGGAAUUGCCACUGAUGGAAGAGGCCAUGAGGUUUCAAGCUGCACAAGAUUUCUUUCGGGUCCGUGACUGCUGCCUGGAUGGCUUCAGUGCAAAGCUCAAGACAGUGGUGGAGGAUCCUCGUGGCCUGGUGGCUGCCAAAACUUUGAAGUUUUUAGCCUCUGUCUUUGACCGGUUGGUGCCAACGUCCACCUGCAUUGAGCGGGCUUUUGCUAGACUAAGCAGAUGGUGUGACCGUAAGGGGCCGAAACCUCAACUGCCCACGCUUGCCGCAAAAAAUGCUGUGUAUCAUUUUCGACACCUGACAGAUCACUGGCGGGCCAAAGCUCGAAAGCUUGGUGUUAUCCGCAAAGGCAAGAGUCACCGAUGUAGGCCUGACUGGGCCCAUGGUGUACGCAAAGGACGGUGUCGCAAUGGGUUGCACAUGUUUGCCAGAGAAAAUGGUUUGAAUCCUUCCGAUGAUUUGGCUCGUCAGUGGCGCUUGCAGCCUCGUGCAGAGAGGAGGCGCUUUGCCGCGCUGGCUAGAGCUUCUAACUUGCAGGCAAGAACUUUGCAGAGGUGCGACGCAAGGGCUGCCCAAGAGUCUGCUGCCCUUACUGGCGGCUUUUGGAAUAUGAGUGCAAGCACUGGCUUCCCAAUGGCCAAAUCGAUCGUUGCAGAACAUCUGCAUUCUCUGAAAGAUUAUGCCAGAAAUUUCCGCGUUUCCACUGAUUCGCUGCUUCCUGAGAGCCCAAAUAGUUUUGCUGGCGCACCAGCAGUGCCCUUUUCAUUGUGGGCCUCGUGCCAGGUUGGAGCUUGCCCUCAUGAACUGACGGCCCCCCAGCAAGAAUGCUUCUGGUCUUUGCAUGAAAUGUUGGUGCUAGUGAUUGGCAGCCAAAGCCCGGAUCCCACGGUUGCAUCAAAGGAGCCGCUUGUUCUGGAAUUUUGUUCUCAGAGAGCUGCGGCGUCCCGCCAAGUUGUUGUUGCUUACAACACGCGGAAGAAACCCAUUGAUGCAGCGCUCAUCGCUCUGCGUCCGCUCCCUCCAUCUGAAGUUCCGCAUCAGUUUCUUCAAAGUUUGGCAUGCGAGACAGGCGUAGAUGGACAAUUUCCUUUGGUCGGGGACGUGCCAAUGUGUGUCGAGCUGGCAAGCCAAGCGACUGAUUGGGAGUUGUUUGUUCUCUCUGUUGGUCCUAUCACAGACCUUCAUCUCUUCCAUAUUGUAGCUGCUAAGCGUGUAGAUUUCGUAGCCCUGAUGCUUGAAGUUGGAAGCGCCAGAGAGACCAAAAAGGCUUUAGAUGCUUUGAAAAAAUGGAGAAGAAAAAAAUGGCUGCAAGCCAAUCCAGCAGCCAUAGGGCAGGUGGAGAGCGGCAGGGACCGAGCAAAGGACGUGGCAAGGGCAAAGCUGCCAAAGGCGCAAUGGAGAGAGCAAACAGACCAGACAUGCAUGGAGAUCGUGACGACGCGCUUGAUGACGGAGGCUCUUCGCAGUCGGACGAGGACUCUGUUGCUGAUGUAG
This is a messenger RNA of Cladocopium goreaui, 5712 nucleotides long. Lineage: Eukaryota; Dinophyceae; Suessiales; Symbiodiniaceae. The record is from the annotation of a GenBank genome assembly.